AUGAGUCGAAAGCCGACAUUAAUUGGUGACGAAUAUAAAAUAUUACUAAGAACACUUAAUCCUCAUAUAACGUGUCCCAGUCAUCCGUCCCAUUAUGUGAGCUUCGAUCGUACAAUGCAGGAGUUAGUGUAUAAACUUGUACCCGGUGUGCAAAUACGAGAGGAAGAGAAUCAGAAUGCUUUUUUACAAACGGUAAAAACAGAACCGAGUGAAAAAGGAUCUCCGGAAAAGUUAGAGAUUGAUGAAAAUGCGGUUGACAGUUGUUCGGAAACAAGAGAAUGUUCUGGUGAUUUGAUGGGCAAGCAUCAUCGGAGCGAUGAACAAGUUGCUGUGGAGCUCUGCACUGAUAAGCUUUCCAAAUUCUCUGAUAUUGAAAUGCCUUACUUAAGAUUAUCCGAGAUGGCAACUGUGAAUACGAUCAAGCGGUAUUUGGCUGUUACAUUGUUUGGUGAUAUAAGCCGAUAUAAUGAUUUGGAUAUUUUCUGUAAUAAUGAACUAAUGGGCAGAGAUUAUUCAAUGAAAUUUAUCGAAAAGACCAGAUGUCGAAAUAAACCAAAAGAUAUUCCAAUCAAAUUGCUAUUUAGAAAACAUAUCGAUUUUUGA
This is a messenger RNA of Acanthocheilonema viteae, 603 nucleotides long. NCBI's taxonomy places the organism in Eukaryota, Metazoa, Nematoda, Chromadorea, Rhabditida, Onchocercidae. The record is from the annotation of a GenBank genome assembly.